This is a messenger RNA of Carassius carassius (crucian carp), 2277 nucleotides long. RefSeq names its product RNA binding motif protein 4.1 (gene rbm4.1). The transcript has 3 exons. Gene Ontology annotation, biological process: mRNA splicing, via spliceosome. Gene Ontology annotation, molecular function: zinc ion binding; mRNA binding. Gene Ontology annotation, cellular component: cytosol; nuclear speck. NCBI's taxonomy places the organism in Eukaryota, Metazoa, Chordata, Actinopteri, Cypriniformes, Cyprinidae. Bases 194 to 1456 code for a protein of 420 amino acids. The record is from RefSeq and is a predicted model, not a curated record.
AUUACAGCAGGCUUUCAGUGUGGAGAAAAGAAAAGGGGAUGGGCAGUGUUAACACCAUGCAACACCAUGCAACUCUAUUAUCCAUCCAGCCUCGCUUUAUGCGACGCAAGAGUGACGCCAUUUCAUCUCGUGCUGGCUCCUGCAAGCAUUGUGUUGUGAAAAGGGCCUGAACGUUGACUUUUACAUUACUAAAAUGGUAAAAAUCUUCGUUGGCAAUCUUUCGCCAAACACUACUGUAGAGGAGAUCCGCUCCCUCUUCUCUCAGUAUGGCAAAAUUUCAGAGUGUGACAUUGUGAAAAACUUUGGCUUUGUGCACAUGGAUGACAAAGCAGAGGCAGAUGAAGCCAUUCGAAAUCUUCAUCAUUACAUGCUGAACGGUUUGCCCAUGAAUGUGGAGAUGAGCAAAGGGAAGCCCAAGACCUCUACAAAACUUCAUGUGGGCAACAUCAGCAGUAGCUGCUCCAACCAAGAACUCAGAGCCAAGUUUGAGGAAUAUGGACCUGUGGCUGAGUGUGAUAUAGUGAAAGACUAUGCAUUUGUUCACAUGGAGCGAGUGGAAGAUGCUAUGGAGGCCAUUAGUGGCUUGGACAACACAGCCUUUCAAGGCAAACUGAUGAGCGUGAAGCUUUCAACUAGCCGCCUGCGUACCGCGCCGGGAAUGGGAGAGAGAACGGGUUGUUAUCGGUGCGGGCAGGAAGGCCACUGGUCCAAAGAAUGCCCAAUGGACCAGAAUGGCUCCUACAGAGAGGGCCCGGGCUCGGCAGGAUAUGGGUCCCUCAGGUUCGGUUCGGGUGGCGAUCGUGGUGGCCGGGGGUUUCAUCGCGGCUACAUUGGCGAGCCGGCCUACGGUGGCAACUUUGCACCCUCACAUGGCUUCUCCAGGGGAGCAGGGUACGCUGUCCCAGGGUAUGGAAGGGGUGCGAGUUUUGAGAGUGCAAUGAGUUAUGGUAUGCCAGCGGGCUACGGCAUUUGCGCUGAUAAUAGCAUGGCCCCCGCGUACGGCAGUGAGGCUGCUUAUGGGAGCAGUGAUAUGGCCUAUGGCUCUGCGAUGCCUGCUUACCCAAUACGGCGACCGCCCUAUGAGGAAAGAGAUCCGUACGGGGUGGUGGACUUCUACGAGAAAUAUCGGGCACGUCCGUUCGGAGCAAGUUAUUUCGAAGAUAGACGCGCGGUUCAACCUACGGCCCCUCCUCCCCCAUCCUCCUCAUCGAUCGUGAGAGAGCGCCUGUCCUCCUCUAACCAUGACCCAUAUGAGCGCCAUCCCCUUCCCCCUCCUCCGGCUCCCACCUCUUCAUACUAUGUCCGCGAACGGAGCCCGAUCCGGCGAGCUCCCCUAGAGGCGGAGGGAUAUGCGUACGAACGGUCGCGCCUCUCUCCUGUCUCUUCGCUUCCCAGGAGCUCUGCGUACGAUGUAGCGCGGGAUCCAUAUGGCGAACAGGCGCGCUAUGCUUACUAGCCUAAUACCUGUGCGCACUCAGGUGAGAUCUUUUUAGGAUUAUAAAAGGUUAGAGCAAAGUUUGCUCAAACGGAAAGCAGUUUUUAAGGGGGAUUACUGUCAAAGGGAUAUUUCCUCUCCAGUAAUGUUAUCUGAAAAAUCUGUCAUCAUUUGCUCAACCUCAACUACUUUUGUGAUCCACAAGGAAAAAGUCUUCAGGUUUGGAAUGAUAUGAUGGUGAGUAAAUGACAACAGAAUUUUCAGAAUUCAGAAACAGAAUUAUACCUUUAAAUUUCUUUGCUUUCAUAUGGCAGUUAAGUACUGUUUUUGAUUUCCUGUCAUUGAUGAUCUGCAAAUUUUGCAAGGUCCGGCUUAACAUGUCUUCAUUAUGACAUCAUGGAUAUUAAGGUUACAGAUCCAAUAUAUUCAUAAAUAUAAGCAGGAUAAAAUUGUUAUUUUGAGUCAGAUUUGUCAAAUCGAAGCCCUUGAUUACUUUCUAUUUCCUGUUCUUAUAAAGUGUCUUAUAACAAUUCAUGAUGUCGGUUGGAGCACAUGGAAGUCCACAGAAUAGAUAACUGAACAACUGACAUGAUUUUAUGAUAAUCUUUUCAAUUUGCAGGUGUUUCUUGGUUGCUCAUGGAUCAUUUUAGAAGUUGUGAUGCAUCCUGUUAUGCCCGGGUCAAGGACAGUACAGAGGGCCCACUUCCUGGCACUAAACUCCUUUUGUCGUCUUAAACUUGAUGUAGCCCUGUUUUUUUUUUUUUUGGAUUCUCAAUACAAUACUUGUAAAUAUUUUCUUCUCGUUAAUAAAAGUUAAAACAAAAUCUAUUUUUCUGUCUAAA